AGGAGUGCGAGUUAACAUAUUUAGAAAUAUGGAAGAUGAUGCGCCUGUUAUAUAUGGUCUUGAAUUCCAGGCACGUGCUUUGACAGCCCAAACUGCAGAGACAGAGUCCAUACGGUUUCUUGUUGGCACACAAUCUCUCAAAUACGACAAUCAGAUACACAUUGUUGACUUUGAUGAUGAAAAUAAGAUCAUUAAUAAGAAUGUGCUUCUGCACCAAGUUGGAGAGAUAUGGCACAUCAGUGCAAGUCCUGCAGAUAAAAGUGUGCUGACAACAUGUUACAGUAAAACUUCAGACAAUAAAGUGAUAACAUGUGCAGCUAUGUGGAGGAUGCCGAAGGAAUCGGAAUCAGGCAAUCAUGAAUCCCCUGAUGAUUCAUCAAGCAACCCUCAGGCCUUAGAGCUGCUCUGUCACCUUGACAACACAGCCCAUGGCAAUAUAGCUUGUGUUCUCUGGGAGCCCAUGGGUGAUGGCAAAAGACUGAUUUCACUUGCAGAUAAUCAUGUACAGCUAUGGGACUUGCAGGAAAGUUCCAGCAAGGCAGUGAUUUCCAGCUCUGCAACACUUGAAGGAAAGGGGCAGUUAAAAUUGACAUCUGGCCGAUGGAGUCCCCAUCACAACUGCACGCAGGUUGUGACUGCCAACGACACGGCCAUACGAGGCUGGGACAUCAGGAGCAUGAGACAGAUAUACUGUAUAGAAAAUGCACACGGCCAACUGGUAAGAGACCUGGACUUCAACCCAAACAAGCAGUACUAUCUGGCCAGUUGUGGAGAUGACUGCAAGGUCAAGUUCUGGGAUGUCAGGAACAUCAAUGAACCUGUCAAGAGCCUGGAAGAGCACUCCCAUUGGGUGUGGAGUGUGAGGUACAAUAACUCUCAUGAUCAGCUGGUGCUGACAGGCAGCAGUGAUAGCAGAGUCAUCCUCUCUAACAUGGUGUCCAUCUCUUCAGAGCCCUUUGGUCAUCUAGUGGAUGAAGAUGAGCUGAGUGACCAAGAAGACAAUCACCAGGAUAAGAGGAAAGAGCCACUUCAGGAUAGCAUAAUUGCCACCUAUGAAGAACAUGAGGACAGCGUGUAUGCUGUGGAGUGGUCAUCUGCAGACCCUUGGCUCUUUGCAUCUUUAGGUUAUGAUGGAAGACUUGUGAUAAACAGAGUGCCAAGGGCACUGAAAUACCAAAUCUUGUUAUAACAACGUGAAACCAAAAUUUGAAUGUGUCUGUGUUGACAUUUUAAUGAUUUGCCGUUUGAAGUGGGGGGGGUGAGGGUUGCAUUUCAUAAAAAUCAUUGCUGCAAGCCCACGAUUUAAGUGGGGUUUGGCCUACACCGAUUCCUAGAAUCAGAUUCCAUAGUCUGAUAUUAAUGACUUGUGUUACAUUUUUCCAAUAGUAAAAUUAUAAAAAUGUUAAACAAUUAAACUCUAAUCAUGUUUAUAUCUUGUUCUGUAAAGUUACCUUGCCAUAUUUAAAGUAAAUAAAUAAAUAAAUAAAAUUGAAAAAUCUCUGACAGUUUAGUUGCGAAGAGGCAGUGUGGCUUAGCUGUUACGCCCUAAAAUCCAUGCUCAACUUGCUUGGGGCACGUCACUUCAUCCUCCUGUGCAGUUGGGCAGUGUCCCUCCUUCCUGACUCAUCUUUUAUUGAUUUGAUCUGGAUGCUUUAAACCCACCCCAACUACUGUGUGACGGCACAUUCUACAUUUCUAUUGGAGACUCUGCUUGCGAGAUUUAAAGAAAAAUGUGCAAUUACAAAGGAAGGCUUGUUCGUGGGAUUUAAAGCUAUACUACAGUUAGAUAGUGAGAAUUUAGAAC
This is a messenger RNA of Polyodon spathula (Mississippi paddlefish), 1804 nucleotides long. Its product is annotated as EARP-interacting protein homolog. Lineage: Eukaryota; Metazoa; Chordata; Actinopteri; Acipenseriformes; Polyodontidae. The transcript has 9 exons. Gene Ontology annotation, molecular function: protein binding. The record is from RefSeq and is a predicted model, not a curated record. Gene Ontology annotation, biological process: protein ubiquitination. The coding region runs from base 29 to 1189 and encodes 386 amino acids.